GUGAAUGAGCGAGUGAAGAAACAGAGAAACAGUUUGAACGACUGAAGGCUGGCGCUCGGAGCUGGAGGAAUCAGGGCCUAGAACUGAUUGAAGGGAACAGAGUGGUGAUUGCUGCCAUUGAUGCGAUUUGAACGGCAGAUGUGUCCCGAUCAGCACAUGACUAAAGAAACAUGGAAGCAGUAAUCAUGAUGGCUAAUCAAUAGCAGACGGCAGAAGACGAAGCAGUCCCCAUCCCUGACUCAGGCUCCGUCUCCCUCCCGCCAUGGACUCUGCUCCAUCCUCCCUGCCAGCCAUGCCUGAUAGUGAGCGGUCUAAGAAUGGCAGAAUGUAUUGAACUGGUGCCGAGCCGCGAUGGCAGACGGACAUACAUUAUGAGGAUAAGCCAUGAUGGUUCAAGUGAAUCGUGAUCCGUGAUGCAUGUUAUUGUUCGGAUACCAUGUGUGUUUGUGCCGAAGUGUACAGAAGACUAUCCUGACUGCCUUACUGACUGGUUCUGCUUGAGUGAACGCAGUGAGCGAGCCAUAUUGUGUGCACUGCCUUCUAAACAGCUCACUGAAUUAGCAGAUUGUGGUUUGGGUUUACUUGCCACUGUACCUAAUGUGUCACUUGCAUAUCUUGUGACAGUGGCUAUACAGAUCAAUGAGAAUUUGUUGGUAAUCUUGUUCUGAGGAUGGGGAGAUCGUGUGGACGUCCAGUUCCAUUCAUACAUCAAGCAGUGCCGCGUCUUGUGCAGGAGACAAUGGAACAGCCUGGGCAACACAGCACUGACAAGCAUGGGAACAAAAGCCAGUCUCCCCAACACAAUUAGGCAGUGAGAAUUAAACAGGGCCUGCAUGAUCAGUGACGAUGUUGUGUACACUGUUUCUAUAGAAGCUGUCACUGCCGCCGAUGCUGUCAUGCUGCUGCUGUGUCGGGGGUCAGCCGUCAUCCGUUGUGAGAGGGGGAACUGGCAGCCUCUGUUGUGCCACAACCCAAUCUGAUCAUCAUGUCAUGAAUUUAGGAUUCUGGAGUUGUGUGUGACGGACAGUUCCACGGUGCUGGUGUACAUUGAGUCAUUAUCUCUGUGGUGUCAACUUGAAUCCCAGCAAUAGCAGGAUCUGUUACCCCUACACGGCGAUGCUGGCAAUCAGUGGUGAACACGUACAGUCAGCUGAUCGCCACUAGGAUGCAGAAAUCUAUAACAGUGAUGCAGGAACACUGAUGGCAGUACCACCAUCAACUCAACAAGAGAUUUGACCACUCAGGGCAGAAACAUGACAAGUUAAGAUGACCGCGGCCCAGGUGUAACGAGCCCUACAAGACUACAGGACAAAAUGUCUCAGAUUGGGAACAAUUUCUAAGAAUUUCAACAUUAUUGUCAACUGUGACUAUUUGACUGAGUGUGUGAAUGAUCUAGUCGUGUCUAUUCACUGGAGGCUGUGUCAUAGGACAUAAUAUCUAAAACAGGAAGUAUCCCCAACUGGCUCAGACACAGAAACUGCAAUACAUGUGGUGAUACGUGGAGGUGAUACGAGCCGAUACGAGAUAGUACACGAGGCAAUACAGGUGAUGCGAGGAGGUGAUACGAGCUGAUACGAGGUGAUACAAGGAGGCAGUACACGAGGCAGUACACGACGCAGUACACGAGGCAAUAUGAGUGAUAGCUGCAUACCUGCAGGCAAGUGUGGCUGCUAUUCACAAACAAGGGGAGAUAAUGCAUGUUUUCACAUGUACACCUUGUAACUAAUAACUGAAACUUUCUUGUCAAAACUAAUAAUCACCGGUCUGAUUUAUUUAAAACCCUGAAUUAAAACACAAGCAUGAUGAAAAAGCACUUUUUCCGAUCAAUGACUUUCAAACGCUUUUUGCUGUUGCUGUGUGGCGUGUAUCUCUGCAUGGUGCUGUUGUUCCAUAGCCGACUUCAGGUAGAUCGACCAAUCAGUGCUGUUGUCAACACUGAACCAGAUAAAACAACUACCUCGGCAAUACGAGAGAAAAUUCCCGAUGUGGUCUUCAAUGCCAGUGUCGAGGGUCUGAAGGGAUGGGUUAGGAAUUACUAUAAUGUGAAAAAUUUGGCCAAAGAAAUAUCUAACCUUGAGAAAAUGGUGGACAAGGUCAAGGGCGAGCUGAUCAUCAACACAACACCCCCGAAAGUUGAUGACAAUGGGGAUCUUGACCUCGGCAAAAACUGUAUGAGGAAAUCAGACGACUUUGGAGUGGGCAGAUUCCGGGAACUCGAGAGGGGUGUGUAUGUGUAUUCUGCAUAUCUGGAUGAUCGAAAAAAACAGAAGUUUAUUCGUUUCAUCAUGUUAGUUGCCAAAGAUAGACGGUACAAAUUCACCAUGACAUGUGUGUUUGGGGACGGCACUGAAAUGUCGACAAAACCAUACGAAAUGUGUGAAAAUCAUAACAAGCAAUUUGGUGGGUAUAUCUACUCGUGUCCCAUCACAAAUGGUACUCUCUGCCCUGUGAAGAUAAAGACUAUAGCAGGCCAGAGACUAGUCUCGGUGCCAAUUGUCCCUGUUGCCAUGGUUACUAAACCAUAUGAAUACGGUAUCUGUAUACCACCUUUGUUUGGUAAAAUCAAGAGUGACAUUCUAGUCGAGUUCUUAGAACUCUCAAUGUUAUUAGGUGCAGAACAUUUCUAUUUUUAUAAUUAUUCUAUCACAAAUGAAAUGGCCGAAAUUCUAAAACAUUAUCACUCUCGUAAACUUGUGACGCUCAUUCCCUGGAAGUUACCCAAAGAGGUUGUUGACAAGUCCAUCUGGUACCACGGUCAGCUGCUGGCCCAUAACGACUGCAUGUAUCGCUCAAUGAGCACCAUGAAGCACAUGGCCAUCAACGACGUGGACGAGUUUAUAAUUCCACAUACUGCUGCAAAAACAUGGAAUGAACUUAUUCCGGGACUCAUUGGGGACAAACAUUGCGGGGUGUCCUUCUCUAGUGCCUUCUUUGACCCGAGUCACGGCAUCAACCAUCCGUCGGGGCUGCUGACGAUGGGCCACACGGUCAGAUCACAGCAGUUUAGCCAUGUUCGAACCAAGGUCAUGGUGAUGCCGCGGAGGGUGUUCGAGGUGGGGAUCCACCAUAUCAGCAAACAAAACGAGGAACGCUGGACACCCGUGAAGAGCCACCCCGAUGUUGCCUAUCUCCAUCACUACCGGCGCUGUGUGUCUAAUUACGGCAUGAAAUGCACCACGACCACCGAGGACAAGUCUGUGUUCAAAUAUUUUGAUAAACUUCAGGCAAACUUUGAUAAAUCAAUGACAUACCUUGAAAAAGUUCUCGCCAACAUUACAACGCCAACACCUCUGAAGAUGAAAUCAAAGAAGCACAUAUAACACUUUCUUCUGUUUGUAAUAUUGUAUUUGAUCUUAUUUUACAUCAAUCUUACAAGCACAAAAGUUCAGCAAAUUGAUGUUGUAGAAGUGACCAGAUUUAUUUUCACUUUUACCAUUUGUUGUUUUCUUGAGUGGGUGUUGAAUAUCAGUGAUUCAUGGGAGUUGUACAAUAUCCUGACAUACUUUCAAGGAAGAUACAUACAUAAUAAUAUAUCACACUAUUAUUUAUUAUUUUCUUGUCUUAUGGAAUUUCUUGGUCAAUAAGUUCAAAAAGCAUGAGGUUAAAAAAAAGCAUAAAAACCAAAUUUAUUUCAGCUUAAUUUUCUCUUGAAAUUAACAAAUAAAUUAAUACAAACAAAAAAUAUGCCAAUUAGCAAAGUUUCAAUCUUGUUUGUUUUUCACUAGUCAGGGUUGCUUCGGCCAUGAAAUGGGCAAUGAAAUUAGUCUGGCAGACACAAGAUUUUUUCAAUCCAUCCUUUUACUUGGAGUGCUAGAAAUGGCCUGACAACAGUUUAAAAAAGCAUCUUUUCACCAGACAUGAUGUCAUUAUUACUACUGGGUACAUGUUUCUGUAGGAUGAGGUCUGUGUCACCCAACCACAUCCGCAAAAUUGGAGGUUCAUCAGGUUACAGAUUCUAAAUUUAGAACUAAUGUUAAUUGAUGCAAUACAUUUAUCAAAAUAUUUGUUCAAUACAUUCUUCACUUUUGAACUUUAUAUCAAGAGAUGCAUCCUAACUUUCACAUUCUAUUAAGCUACCAGUAAACAUUGUUAAACAUUUCAACUUGAGGAAACAAAACAAGGUCCUCUUUGCACAAAGUGAUCUUUAUCGCAAUAUUCCACACAGACAUUAGGCAGUCUUAGUGCUAAUAUUGCUUUGUGGAAUGUAGCCUGAAUUAAUUCAUCAUUUAACAGUAGAAACAGUGUAAAUACACGCUGUGGACUGUAGGCCUAGCUGUGGCCUGUUUAGUAUCCAAAAAAGACUGACAGACUAGAAGGGUAUAUCACAAGUACUGUAGGCCUAGCUGUGGCCUGUUUAGUAUCCAAAAAAGACUGACUGGCUAGAAGGGUAUAUCACAAGUACUGUAGGCCUAGCUGUGGCCUGUUUAGUAUCCAAAAAAGACUGACUGGCUAGAAGGGUAUAUAUCACAAGUACUGUAGGCCUACCUGUGGCCUGUUUAGUAUCCAAUAAAGACUGACUGGCUAGAAGGGUAUAUCACAAGUACUGUAGGCCUAGCUGUGGCCUGUUUCGUACUCAAUAAAGACUGACUGGCUAGAAGGGUAUAUAUCACAAGUACUGUAGGCCUAGCUGUGGCCUGUUUAGUAUCCAAUAAAGACUGACUGGCUAGAAGGGUAUAUCACAAGUACUGUAGGCCUAGCUGUGGCCUGUUUAGUAUCCAAUAAAGACUGACAGACUAGAAGGGUAUAUCACAAGUACUGUAGGCCUAGCUGUGGCCUGUUUAGUAUCCAAUAAAGACUGACUGGCUAGAAGGGUAUAUCACAAGUACUGUAGGCCUAGCUGUGGCCUGUUCACUACCCAAUAAAGACUGACUGGCUAGAAGGUGACAGGAAAGGUCACGUAGAUAAUCAAAUCUGGUUGGAAAUCACAACUAAAAAAAUACUUUUCAUGACUUUUUUUAACAGGACUGACAUGAACAAAACAAUGUAAGUACAACAAUUUUAAAACAGGUUAGCAGUUGUUGUAGAUAAGACUGCUUUGUGCACAUGGGCCUGGUAAUCUGCUGGUGUUAGUGUGGAGUGUGCACUGUUCUCAGCCCUGCAACCGUACCCCUGUCUUCACUGCAUGACAAUCAGAUGAAAGCAUCUAUGCAUAUGUCUAAUUGCAUGGCAGAUGCAAUGUCUAUAGUAGGGAUGGGUAUUGGAGGUUUAAAGUAUAUCACAAUAUUUUGCAAUGCACAAGGCCGUAUUGUGAUACAAAUCACGAUACACUGGAUAAUUCUAAAUUUUUAAUUCAGAAUCAAUCGAUACAUUAAAGUGUGAACUGAAGAUCAUAAAUGGAACAAAACAAGAUGCUGGCACAACACAAUGUUUACUCUUGGGGCCCCGGAUGCUUGCUCCUGGGCAGCAAAGGCAUCUGGCAAGUACAUAACAUUAUACACAUGAUAAAAAUCCAAAUUUUAAAUCACUCGAUAUAUCAUGCAUGAAAGAGUGAUAUUGUGAUACGUAUCGUGGAAAGAAUUAACCUCAAUUUACCGAUAUACCGGUAAUACCUCACACCCUUAGUCAAUAGAUGUUGUUUGUGUUUUAGCAUCAUAUCAGGGGUCGACACAUCUACGUUUUCCAGGUGCUUGUUGCACAAAGUGAACUCGGUGCUCAGAUUACUGUAGAUCUUGAAACGAAUGCAACUCCUAAUUAAUGCGACAGCUGGCCCCUAGCCAAAAAUGUGACUCAAUAUGAAUGCCACUCCCCAAAUCAAAUGGCACCGCUUAUUAGUGCCAAGUUGAGUACUUCUGCAAAAACAAUACAUAGUGUUUUCAGAAAAUGUGUGUGUUUAUUCUGUUGACUGGCAUUAAGGCAGGCGACAGGACAAAGACUAGAUCAGAAGAAAGGUGGGAUGAAGCCUAUCCAUGCUCGCUGGGGCGUGUCCGCCUUUGAUGCAGUCGCAAAAAACGAAGACACUGUGUUGCGUGGGCAGCAUCUGUCUGGACUUGCUGUAGUAAUUAGGGUUGCAUUGUUUGACACGAGUAAGUAGAACUCUUAUUCACAGCAGAGACAAUUCACCGGAUGUCCAUUAUGUAAUUUCUAAUGUUUGAAUGACAUUGUUAUAUACUUGUUACAAGUGCUGCUCAAUAAACAGAGAUUAGAUAUAAAUGUAAUGUUUGAUCAAG
Messenger RNA from Haliotis rufescens (red abalone), 6167 nucleotides. RefSeq names its product beta-1,4-galactosyltransferase galt-1-like. NCBI's taxonomy places the organism in Eukaryota, Metazoa, Mollusca, Gastropoda, Lepetellida, Haliotidae. The transcript is spliced from 2 exons. The coding region runs from base 1800 to 3320 and encodes 506 amino acids. The record is from RefSeq and is a predicted model, not a curated record.